UGGUUUAACUUAUCAAAAAAUCACUGAUUUUAAUUUGUUCUCAGUACUUGCAUUUGAACAGCAUGGAACUCCCUCACUAGCAGUUGAUGAGGCAGUUAAAUCAUUUUUGAAAAAUUGCACUAGACUGAAAAAGGAGUAUCUGGGUCGAGGGCGUAAUGCUGGUAGUCAGGAUGAAUCAUAUGAAUGGGAGAGAAGCCUCGAAGUCGGAGAUCAUCAGUUUGUGAUGGACCCAUUGGACCAUGCACAUGCUCUGAAUCCUGAUCCCUACCUCCUGGAGUACCCGGAGGAGUCCCAGGAAGAAUUGAAACCGACUUCCCUGCUGGAAAAUUAUGAAAUAACACCUGAAUGUAAUGGUUUUGGUGUAACCAAUAUUUCCUCGGACCCUGGGUGUAGCCGAUCGGAGUCUACCGGGGUGAAAACCAAAUCAAGGAAACGACACCAAAAAUCUGAAAAAGCGGAUAAAUCUUCAAAAUCUAACGGUCAGUCAAUAAUUUCAGAAAAUCCGCAAUAUUUGCAGGAACACCGGAAACAGCUGAGGAAGCUUAUGAAGUACCGUGUGGUGGCGGCUAAAGAGAAAGCUAAAAUCUGUUUCCUCAAGAGAGUAAAACUAGAGAGAGCGUUGGAUAUCAAGAUUGAGUAUCCUUUUCAGGACACCUCAGAAUCCAGCUCCUCCAGUGGAAGUGAGGUGGAGGGGGAGGAGAUAGGUGUUUAAUCAAUCAAUCAAUCAAUCAAUCAAAUAUGAAGUUCUGUUAAAUUUAAGAAAUUCGGGAAAGAAAAUAUAUUGUCUUUGUUGUACUUAAUUACGAUUUUCUAUUCAAAUGCAAUUUUAGUUGUAAUUUUUCUUCAGAUGUUGAAUUUUUGAAAUUCCUGGAAGCAGGCCUCAAAAGUUGUACUAGUUGUACAGAAUUUUCAGAGACCUUAAUUACAAUUGAAGUGUAACACUUUUAACAAUACUCUUCAUUUUUACGUACGUGGUUCAUUUCUUAGUCAUCCCUGGUUUGAUAACGUAUUUUUAUAAGAAAAAUAUCUGUUUUUAAUAUAAAAACCAACGUCGAAUUCUUCAAGUUUACAAAAAUCUGGUAAACGAAGCUUUUUUUUACAAUGGAUCUGAUGACUCACCUAAAACUCUAAUGAUUAGGCCUAGGAUGCUAAAAAAUUUUCCUAGAUCAAAUAGUUAAAAUUUCAAAUAUAAUUUGAUUAAACACCAAUUGAAUAAACACUGUACAGAUAGAGGAAAUUGAAAAAUUGAGUUUUUAGUUUUUAAUGAGAAAAAACUUAAAGCAAACAUUGUACACAGAAAUAAAUUCUACGAAUCAUACAAUAAAAAUUUUGAGUUUUA
Messenger RNA from Eurytemora carolleeae, 1339 nucleotides. RefSeq lists its product as uncharacterized. The record is from RefSeq and is a predicted model, not a curated record. The coding region runs from base 224 to 712 and encodes 162 amino acids. Lineage: Eukaryota; Metazoa; Arthropoda; Copepoda; Calanoida; Temoridae. The transcript has 4 exons.